UUACCAUCGUCGUCUACCCUGAUUGGCUGUGGUAUUUCAGCAGGGACAAGCGUCUGUUUCUUUGUGCUAGACUCCCCACAGCCGCGAGGAGGUGAGUCCUCUGUCACCUGUGAUGCUGUCCAAUAAGAAGUCAGACCCAGGCUCCUCUUCCUCAGGGGGUAACGGCGGUGACCGUGCUCCUGAAAUCCUCCCUGUCCCUCAGGCUGGUCCGGCUGGUCCCUCUGGCCCGGGUUCAGCAGAUGUGAAAAAGAAAGAGAGAGCCUCCCCAAGUGGGGAACCAGGUGGACCCCCUCUCUUGCACCCUCCUGGACCAGGAGGGAUUGAUCAGGACUCUGCAGAGGGGCGCAGAACCAGUCGCCGCAAGAGGGCCAAGCAGGUGGAGUACAGGGAGAUGGAUGAGAGUCUCGCCAAUCUGUCGGAGGAUGAGUAUUACUCGGAGGAAGAGAGGAACGCUAAAGCUGAGAAAGAACGCAAACAGGUGGUUCCUCCACCAGCCCCACCAAUAGAGGAGGAGAAUGACAGCGAACCUGAGGAACCAUCAGGUAUGGAAAGAGGUGUAGAGGGGGCUGCCUUCCAGAGCCGUCUCCCACAUGACCGUAUGACAUCACAGGAAGCUGCAUGCUUUCCUGACAUUAUCAGUGGACCACAGCAUACUCAGAAGGUGUUCUUAUACAUCCGGAACCGCACACUUCAGCUAUGGUUGGACAACCCCAAAGUUCAACUGACCUUUGAGGCCACUGUGCAACAGCUAGAAGCUCCAUACAACAGUGAUGCUGUGCUGGUGCACCGGAUACACAGCUACCUGGAGAGACAUGGGUUUAUCAACUUUGGCGUCUACAAGAGAGUAAAACCUCUGCCAACAAAGAAGACUGGAAAGGUGAUAGUGAUUGGAGGUGGGGUGUCAGGGCUGGCAGCAGCAAGACAACUGCAGAGUUUUGGGAUGGAUGUGACUGUUCUGGAGGCAAGAGAUCGUGUAGGAGGCCGAGUGGCCACUUUCAGGAAAGGGAACUAUGUAGCUGACCUUGGUGCCAUGGUAGUGACUGGACUGGGUGGAAACCCUAUGGCUGUAAUCAGUAAACAGGUCAACAUGGAGCUGGCCAAGAUCAAACAGAAGUGUCCACUCUAUGAGGCCAAUGGACAAGCUGGAGAGCGCUGCACAAGUGUCCCUAAAGAGAAGGAUGAGAUGGUAGAGCAAGAGUUCAAUCGCCUGUUAGAGGCGACAUCGUAUCUCAGCCACCAGCUGGACUUCAACUUUCUUAACAACAAACCCGUGUCUCUGGGACAAGCCCUAGAAGUCGUCAUACAGCUGCAGGAAAAACAUGUGAAAGAUGAACAGAUCGAACACUGGAAGAAGAUUGUGAAGACUCAAGAGGAGCUCAGAGACCUUUUGAACAAGAUGGUGGGUACUAAGGAGAAAGUAAAAGAGCUGCAUCAGCAGUAUAAAGAGGCCAGUGAGGUGAAGCCACCCAGAGACAUCACAGCUGAGUUCCUGGUGAAGAGCAAACACAGAGACCUCACAGCUCUCUGCAAGGAGUAUGAUGAACUGGUGGAGAUGCAGGUUAAGCUAGAGGAGAGACUACAAGAGCUGGAGGCCAACCCACCCAGUGAUGUUUAUCUGUCUUCGAGAGACCGACAGAUUCUUGACUGGCACUUUGCAAACCUGGAGUUUGCCAAUGCUACACCUCUGUCCACGCUCUCGCUCAAACACUGGGAUCAGGACGAUGAUUUCGAGUUCACGGGAAGUCACUUGACUGUGCGAAAUGGAUACUCAUGCGUACCAGUGGCACUGGCAGAGGGUUUGGAUAUCAAACUCAACACUGCAGUGAGACAGGUCCGAUACACAUCAUCUGGUUGUGAGGUGAUAGCGGUAAAUACCCGCUCCACUACCCAGACGUUUAUUUAUAAGUGUGAUGCCGUGUUGUGUACCCUUCCUUUGGGAGUGAUGAAGCAGCAGCCGCCGGCCGUGCAGUUUGUGCCUCCGCUGCCGGAAUGGAAGACGGCUGCCAUCCAGAGAAUGGGCUUUGGGAACCUCAACAAGGUGGUGUUGUGUUUUGAUAGAGUAUUCUGGGACCCCAGUGUUAACCUCUUUGGACAUGUGGGAAGUACCACGGCCAGUCGAGGGGAACUGUUUCUCUUCUGGAACCUCUACAAAGCACCCAUACUGCUGGCUCUGAUGGCAGGAGAGGCUGCAGGCAUUAUGGAGAAUAUUAGUGAUGAUGUCAUUGUUGGCCGUUGUCUGGCAAUCCUCAAGGGUAUCUUUGGAAGCAGUGCAGUACCUCAGCCAAAAGAGACGGUCGUGAGUCGCUGGCGGGCCGACCCCUGGGCUCGUGGGUCCUACUCGUACGUUGCAGCUGGUUCGUCAGGGAACGACUAUGAUCUAAUGGCCCAGCCCAUCACACCUGGUCCUGCCAUACCUGGAGCCUCACAGCCUGUUCCACGUCUGUUCUUCGCGGGUGAACACACGAUUAGAAACUACCCUGCUACGGUGCACGGCGCUUUGCUGAGUGGGCUGAGGGAGGCAGGAAGGAUCGCUGAUCAGUUCCUGGGAGCCAUGUACACUAUGCCACGCCAAGCAACAGCCAAUCCAAACCCACAGCCCUCCCCCAGCAUCCAAUAAACAUCUAAGCCCUGCACAUGAUGCAGCCAGAGAGAGAAGGAGUUGGGGGUUGUCGGUAAAAGAAUGUCUUGGUAGAUAAAGAGCGGGAGGGUCAAGUCAGGACACUGGGUGACUCCUUAGACUGAGAAUGUGUGUGUGUAUUUAUGGGAGAGUUUGUCUACGUGUAAGAACAUGCCUUUAGGGAAAUCAUUCACUAAUCUGAGAGCUGGAGCCAGGAUUUAAAGGAACCUUUCACUCAGUUCCCUCCUGUCAUGCCAGCUAACUUCUAGGUCAUCUCAAAGGACAGGUGGAUGGUUCCCGACGAAUUCCCAGGUAUGUUGGAAUUUACCUGAAAUGGUUUGCUCCCUUCUAAGGCACAUAUAAGGACAAGUAUUUAGACUUAAUGUUACUCAUGUCUCAAAGUAUAAGAUGUUUCAAGGCAGAGCAUUAAAAUUUCAGUUGUAAAAAACCGAUAGGAGAUGGACAUUAAUGCAUUAGUUGAAAUCCCAACUGCCUACACAACCCAUUCCUUAUUUUUUCAGAAUAAUAAAAAAGAAAAAACAAAAGCAGAUAUUUUGACUUUACAAUGUCCCUCACUUUGUAGCUUGAAUGAUUUGUUAGGAAAAAUUGUCUUAGCUGGAAUGCACAUUAAAUUGCUAAUAUUAUUUGUUUCUGUUAAAAUAGAGUAUCAGUUAUAUAGCUUUGUAUCUUUUUUGAGCAGUUGAAGUUUUUCUUAAGUUUUAUUUGUUUAAUUGUGGUCAUUGUGAUCUUUUUUUAUAUUUAGUUUUUUUGGUAUUAAAAAUAAAUAUGAAAUCAGCUUCA
Messenger RNA from Rhinichthys klamathensis goyatoka, 3418 nucleotides. RefSeq names its product lysine (K)-specific demethylase 1a (gene kdm1a). Gene Ontology annotation, molecular function: protein binding; flavin adenine dinucleotide binding; oxidoreductase activity. The record is from RefSeq and is a predicted model, not a curated record. The transcript has 21 exons. NCBI's taxonomy places the organism in Eukaryota, Metazoa, Chordata, Actinopteri, Cypriniformes, Leuciscidae. Gene Ontology annotation, cellular component: nucleus. Bases 113 to 2617 code for a protein of 834 amino acids. Gene Ontology annotation, biological process: regulation of DNA-templated transcription.